AUGGAGGAGUCAAGCGAGAGGCCAGUCCGGUUAAGGGAAUACGAGAUCCCAGAAUAUUCGUGGACUGGAGUGGUAGAUAUCUCGAUGGUGGAUGACGACAUGACAAUCAUAUCCAUUUCACGAGAAGACCGUGCCGCAAAAUAUCAACAAAUGAUUGAGGAGAUGAAACAAGAGUCGUUGCGGUGGCUUGAGAUCCGCGACUUUUUUUCCUCCGACCGCGAAAUUUGA
Messenger RNA from Arabis nemorensis, 228 nucleotides. Lineage: Eukaryota; Viridiplantae; Streptophyta; Magnoliopsida; Brassicales; Brassicaceae. The record is from the annotation of a GenBank genome assembly.